UAAAUAUAUCGAAAUUAAUAGUUGUUCCCAUUUAAUCCGGUUUGUUUGUCCGCCUUGUGACGUGUUUUUAUGUUGUUUUCAUCCUUAACCUGAUGUGCACAUUAUUUUUCUUGUAGCUUUAAAACAUCUUUUUUCAUUUUUUUCUCAUUCUCAUCCAAUAUUUCACACAGUGCUGAGAUUUUAUACUAACGUUCACUUUUUGAAUAUUUUCAAAGGACAAUAAGUGGCUGUGUGUUAAUUAGCACAGACCAUAGAGGAGACAACAGUAUUAAAAGCAAGAGUCUUCACCAAUCCUGUUCUUUUCUAUAUCAUUUAUAUGAUUGUUGUUUAGUGUUUCAUUUCUAUGUAAACUCUGUCUCACCGAUGAUCUAUAUUACUCUGUGAUAUUUUUAAUAUUGCUUAUAACUGUAAAUCAAUUGACUUCACUGAAAUUGUCUUUUAGUGACUAUCAUCAUGUCUAAUGAACCCGCUACCUUACCCUUUUCACCUGAAUCACAAGAUCAACCAUCACUAUCAACAGAAAUGGAUAAUGGAUCAAAGCAGAAAAAAAUUAAGAAAAAUGGUGAUGGCGAGAAUGAGAGUGUUGGAACAGACUCUUCUGAAAAUGAAUACGAUUUCACGACUGCAUAUUUAGCUCCUACACAAGCACCAAAAGAGUUUAAAUUACCUGAAACUGUUACUGUAUUAGAAGGACCGCAUGGAAGUAAAGUUUACCUGAUUGGGACUGCCCAUUUCAGCGAAAAGAGUUGGCAAGACGUUGAGCAGGUCAUCCGCCAUGUUAGGCCUAACGUUGUUGUAUUAGAGUUAUGUAAAAGCCGGUUAUAUAUCCUUGAAUAUGAUGAAAAGACUGUUCUCGAAGAAGUUAAAAAUAUGGGAGUAUCGAAAAUACGGAGCAACAUUAAUCAAUAUGGUUUCGUCCAGGGUAUUAUUUCAGCUCUUCUGAUUAGUUUAUCAGCCCAAUUGGCUAAACAUCUCGGCAUGUUGCCUGGUGGCGAAUUCAGAACCGCAUUUCGCGAGGCUAAACAAAUUCCAGGAUGUGUAAUUCAUUUAGGUGAUCGACCGGUCCAUAUAACUCUAACUCGUGGCAUAUCUUCCCUCAAUUUCUGGCAAAAGAUGAAAUUAAUUUAUUCAAUUUUAUCGAAUAAUGAGUCAAUAUCUAAAGAAGAAAUUGAAAGAUGCAAAGAAAAGAGUUCUCUAGAUCAAAUGUUAAAUGAAAUGGCUCAAGAAUAUCCACCUUUAAGCAAAGUUUUUGUUGAUGAACGUAAUACUUAUUUAACGUACUCUCUUCAACUGGCUGCAUCGCCGAUCCCUUGUCCUCAGACCAAAAAGCUAGUUCCAUCCGUUGUUGUUGGUGUUGUAGGAAUUGGACACGUUCCGGGUAUCAAAGAAUGCUGGGGAAAAGUAACCGAUGCUGAUAUUCCACCUUUAUUAAAAAUUCCAGAGAAAUCGUUAACCUCUAAAAUUGUAGAGAAAAGUGUUAAAAUUUCCGUUCUAAGUAUAAUGCUUUGGGCUGGAUAUCGCUACCUCGCACCUAAGUCUUUAACCAAUUUCAUCUCUUCCAUGCCUAAUCGGGUACAGGACCUUUUUAUCAAAUAAUAGUUCAAUUUAUAGUAACGUUUUUAGAUGAAAUAACAGAGUAGAAAAACAAUCCAAGCCAUGAUAUCUUCAUGAUAACCUCAGCAUGGAUCAUGUUUAUUUCUAUCGAGUGUUACCUUUUUCCCAAAGUGAUAUGUACAUACAUAUCUAAAGACACACAUCUAAAUAAGAUUCAAAAUUUUAUCAUCUAUGUAUUACAAAAUUUAAUAUGCAAACAAUUGAAUGUCACCUAUUUCAUUAAAUAGUCAUUUUCAAGUUACAUUUUCAUGUUUUAAGAUUAACUAAGACACGUUUAUAAGAAAAUUAAAGAAAAUCAUUUUCAUUCAA
Messenger RNA from Tetranychus urticae (two-spotted spider mite), 1923 nucleotides. RefSeq names its product traB domain-containing protein. The record is from RefSeq and is a predicted model, not a curated record. NCBI's taxonomy places the organism in Eukaryota, Metazoa, Arthropoda, Arachnida, Trombidiformes, Tetranychidae.